Menidia menidia (Atlantic silverside) is the source of this 465-nucleotide messenger RNA. NCBI's taxonomy places the organism in Eukaryota, Metazoa, Chordata, Actinopteri, Atheriniformes, Atherinopsidae. The record is from the annotation of a GenBank genome assembly.
AUGAAUCGAAAAUGUACCCCCUCAUUUUUCAUCCUAAUUUUUGUUUAUCUGCUCGGGUCUGCGCGAGUCUGGAGCGUCGGUGGCUGUGAGUGUCCAGAAAUCCCUCACAGAAAUUUGACUCAACCUCCACCUAAAAACUGCUUCAACACAACUGGCUGGUUCCGCUACAGCUGCUGUGAAGGCUACGUGAGGAAAGCAGGAACAUCAAAUCUAAUCAAAUGCAAGAAAGACAAGGAUGUUGCGUAUUGGACCCCAUCUUCUCUGGAAUGCAUACCUCACCCACAUAAAACACAACUUGAAAAGAGGCUCAUGGAAGAAGCUUGUCUGAGUCUGCUGGCAACUAGAUCCCCGACAGGAGACCCCCCAGCACAGACCACUGAAGGAAAACACAGAGUCCAAGUGACUCCACAAGGAGGGCCGGCAGGAACCGUCCACAGCAGAGGGAAGGGGAAAUGGAACCCAUGA